Cinclus cinclus is the source of this 3525-nucleotide messenger RNA. It is a transcript of the gene LAMC2, whose product is annotated as laminin subunit gamma 2. The transcript is spliced from 23 exons. Gene Ontology annotation, molecular function: extracellular matrix structural constituent. The record is from RefSeq and is a predicted model, not a curated record. The coding region runs from base 1 to 3525 and encodes 1174 amino acids. NCBI's taxonomy places the organism in Eukaryota, Metazoa, Chordata, Aves, Passeriformes, Cinclidae.
AUGGCCGAGCGCUGGUUCCUGCGCCUCGCCUGCCUGGCCGCGUCCCUCCUGCCCGCAGCCCGGGGGGCACGCAGCGGGCACGGACAAGUCUGUGACUGCAACGGGAUGUCCAGGCAGUGCAUCUUUGACUGGCAGCUCCUGAUGGAGACGGGAAACGGGUACCGCUGCCUCGGCUGCCAGGGCAACACGGAGGGUCCGCACUGCGAGCGCUGCAAGGACGGCUUCUUCCGACGGCGGGGGGAGCAGUGCUGCCUGCCCUGCCUCUGCCACGCCUGGGGUUCCCUCAGCCCGCAGUGCGACAGCGAUGGUCGGUGCAGCUGCAAACCCGGAGUGAUGGGGGACAAGUGUGACCAGUGCCAUCUGGGCUUCGAGUCCCUGUCCGAGGCAGGGUGCAGGAGGAGUGAGCAGAGCCUGCAGUGUGAGUGUGACCCAGCAGGCAGCGUGGGGGACUGUCGCUCUGGCCACUGCGUCUGCAAGGAGAGCACCACUGGAGAGCGGUGCCAGAGGUGCAAGCGACACUUCUAUAACCUGGAUGCCAGAAACCCUGCAGGAUGCUCUCCCUGCUUCUGCUACGGGCACUCUGUCACGUGUACCAGUGCGGACAACCACAGUGUCCACAACAUCACCUCUACCUUCCAGCAAGGUACUGAGGGCUGGCGAGGUGUCCAUGAAAGCGGCUCCCCAGCCCAGCUCCAGUGGUCCCCACACCACCGGGAUGCCUUCAUAGCAGCAAGGAGAUCGGAGCCAAUAUACUUCGUGGCACCUGUCAAAUUCCUUGGGAACCAGCAGCUGAGCUAUGGUCAGGUGCUCUCCUUUGAUUACCGUCUAGACCGAGGGGGACGCCAGCCAUCUCUGCAUGAUGUGGUCCUGGAAGGACAUGGCCUGAGAGUCAGUGCCCCCUUCUUGCCCCAGGGAAAGGUCCUGCCCUGCGGCAUCAGCCAGACAUACACAUUCAGGCUGGAUGAGCACCCAAGCAGCAAGUGGAGCCCAAGGCUGAAUCACUUUGAAUUUCGCAGGCUGCUGGGAAACCUGACAGCCCUCUGGAUCCGAGCCACCUUUGGGGAAUACAGCACCGGCUACAUCGACAACGUCACCCUGGUGUCAGCACUGCCUGUCCCCGGUGUCCCCGCGCCCUGGGUGGAGCGCUGCCAGUGCCCGGCGGCGUACCGGGGCCAGUUCUGUGAGAGCUGUGCCCCUGGCUACCGCAGAGACACCCCCGGCCAGGGGCCCUUCAGCACCUGCGUGCCCUGCAAUUGCCAGGGGGGAGGAAUUUGUGAUCCUGACACCGGUGAAUGCUACUCAGGAGAUGAGAACGUGGGCAGUGGUGCCAGCUGUCCCUUUGGCUCCUACCGAGACCCCCAGCAGCCGUACAGCUGCAGGACCUGCCCCUGUGGGCUUGGCCAGGGCUGCUCCGUGGGGCCGGGUGGCAAGGACGUCAUCUGUGGCCACUGCCCUCCUGGAGCUGCUGGUGCAAAUUGUGAGUACUGUGCUGAUGGCUAUUUUGGAGAUCCAGCAGCUUCCCGGCCUUGCCAGCUGUGCCAGUGCAAUGGCAACGUGGAGCCCAACGCUGUGGGCAACUGUGACCGCCGGACUGGCGAGUGCCUCAAGUGCAUCUACAACACUGCUGGCUUCUACUGCGACCGCUGCAAGGAUGGCUUCUUUGGGAACCCCCUGGCCCCUGAUCCCUCUGACAAGUGCCGAGCCUGUACCUGUGACUCAGUUGGUGCUGAGCCCCUGAAGUGCAGGAGUGAUGGGAGCUGCAUCUGCAAACCUGGCUUUGAGGGUCCCCGCUGUGAAGAGAGUGAGUGCCCAGCUUGCUAUGGCCAGGUGAAAGAGCAGGUGGAGCGGUACCUGCAGCAGCUGAUGGAGCUGGAGCUGCUCCUGUCAGAGGUGCAAGCUGGUGGUGGGACCCAGAGUCAGGAGCUGGAGGGGAAGAUGCUGGUGGCUGAGGAGACACUACGGACCAUCCUCAGGGAAGCCCUGAGUCUUCAAGCCUCCAACAGGUCUCUGGAAGCCCGUGUGGCCAGGAUGAAGGGGCAAGGGUCCAGCUCCCAGAGUCGCUUGGAUGAGAUCAAGGCAACGGAGGAGAGACUUAGGUCUCUGGGGAGGCAGUAUGAGAGGCAGGUGCAGGAGACCCGUCAGCUGCUGGAGAGAGCCAGGCUGGACCUGGAUCGCAGCAGCGCCGCUCUCCUUCGGGUGACCAUUCCUGUCUCAAGCUUUCCCGGGGGUUCGGAUCAGUUCUUGCUGCUGGCCCAGGAGGCUCUGAGAUUGGCCAACAGCCACACGCAGGCGGCCAGUGCCAUUGACCAAGCUGCAAAGGGGGCACAGGAGGAUGCACAGCAGGCACUGGAGCUGCUGCGAGCGGCUGCAGGUGGAGAGGCUGCCUUGGGCUCCCUGCCUGGGAGGUAUGAGGAGCUCAAGUCACUGGCUGGAGGCCUGAAGGCUGAUGCUGAUGGAAUGGCCUUCAAGGCAGACAAGGCUUAUCAGGGCAGCCUAGUGCUCCUCAGCUCCCUGUCCCGCCUGACAGAGAUGGAUGUCGUGUCCUUUAAGGAGGAAGCCUCGAGGCUGAAGCAGGAUGCGAGUGCCCUGCAGGGCCUGGUGGACACCUCCCUGGCCCAGUACCAGGGCCUGCAGAGCCACGUGGGGCACUGGGAGGAGGAAGCCAAGCAGCUGCUACAAGGGCAAGAGGGCGAGAGAGCGAAGCUGAUGCAGCUGCUGUCCCGAGCCACUCUUGCCAGGAGCACAGCCCUGCAAGCUGUGAGCGCUGGCAAUGCCACCUUCUAUGAGCUGGAACAGAUCCUCAAGAGCCUUAAGGAGUUCAACCUGCAAGCAGAGGACAAGAGGAGGGAAGCCAAAGAUGCCAUGAGCAGGCUACCCAUUAUCAGCAGCAUGGUCACCACUGCCAGGGAGAAGACAGACAGAGCCAAAGGGAUCGUGGAUAGUGCUGCUUCUGAAUCAAAGGCAGGCAGCAGCAUGGUGGAGGUGGUGAAAGAAAUCACCACAGGGAUCCAAGAGGAGAUUGCCCGGCUGAAGGGGGAAGCCAACAAGACGGCUGAUGGUGUCCUUGCCCUGGAGAAGGCAGUGGCCACCCUGCAACAGGAGGCCAAGGAAGUGGAUGACUCAUUUCAGAGGAAACUCUUGGAGGUCGAGGCAGAUGCUGCUGUGAUAGAGAAGACAGCUCAGGAAGCUCAGAGGGUCCACGACAAGGCUGGCCAGGCAGGGGCAGCUGUGCAGAAGACUCUAACUGCCCUGGAAGAGCUGCUGCGUCUCAUGAACCAGCCUGGCGCUGUGGAUGAGGAUGGCCUGAGGCAGCUUGAGGCAAACUUCAACAAAGCCAAAAGCAGAAGCAAGCAGCUGAAGGUGGAGAUGUUGGAGCUGGAGCAGACAGCUGCGCUGCAGAAGGCCCGGGUGCGUGUGCUGGAGAGCAGCAUCGAUGACAUCCUGGCUGAUAUUAAGAACCUGGAGGAUAUUGAGAAGAGUUUUCCUCCAGGCUGCUACAACACAAAAGCCAUUGAAUUGCCAUGA